AUGAGAUAUACGAGCAGACGUCUCGAACAGCGGCUCAAGCUACCCCACAAACAGACACAGAACGAAGGAAUCGAAUUUAAAAGGCUUCGUCGCGAUGUGACCAUUAGCCCGAUGGACGACUUUUUUGACAUCGUCAUUUAUCGACGGCGCUUUCCUUUCUAUGGUGACGAAUUCGUCCUUCUCGAUGAAUUUACCUUAUUCAUCACUCCUCUUGAUGAAAAAGAAUAUUCUGUUUAUUUCAGAGUGUCGUUUAUAUUUUUUGCUUGUCUAUAUCGAUUGGAAAAUGUCUACGAUGCUGAUUUUACGCUAAAAAAGUUUGUCACAUGGAAUAUUCAACAGAGCACAAUAAAGGGUGUAUCCCAAGGUAUGCAGCCGGUCUCUGAUAGAACUAUUCCAAAGUUACCGGAUCACAUGUGCUACAAAAAUGAGCCAUUCAUCGUUCUAGAAAGGUGCAUAGCAUGCUCUCCGUUUGAACAAAAUGCUGUAAAAGCAGCUUAUUGUCUUGAAACCGGUUUCUAUGACAAAGUGAACUGUUCGCGAAGUAAACAUCUUGGUUUGAAGCCGUGCUAUGAAAAGACAAGUCGGUCUGCACAGUUUAAUUUAUUCACGUUGUUAUGUACUUUUUGUUUUAUUGCCAGUUAUGGCUUCGUGAACUGGAGGCAAAAUGUGCUUCGCAAACAAGGCUUUAUGAGAAUACAGAAUCAGUUUAAUUAA
Molecule: messenger RNA, 714 nt
Organism: Acanthocheilonema viteae
Lineage: Eukaryota; Metazoa; Nematoda; Chromadorea; Rhabditida; Onchocercidae
Source: the annotation of a GenBank genome assembly